AUGUCUGGCCCACUCGAGCUCUCCGCUGCAUCCCAUACCCUCUCGCCACCCACUACAGACGCAACUACACCUAAUUCAGAGCAACUCACCACGUCGUCACUCCCAGCCGACCAAUCCCGCUUCCUCAGCACCCCCUCCCCACCAACCUGCACUUCGACCGUCAUCGACUUCUCCACCACCCCCCUCCCCGAAUACGCCAACCACUUCGCGCUGCUGAUCUCCAACCUCCUGACGGCGAGCGAAUGCGCCCAGCUCCUGCAGCUGGCCGAAUCCACCACCCGCCCGCCGGCGACCUGGUCCGCGGCCGAGAUCAACAUCGGCUACGGCCGGCAGAUGCUGAUGCGCGAGGCGCGCAACUGCGGCCGCAUCAUCUGGGACUCGCACGCCGUCGCGCAGCGGCUGAUGCAUCGCAUCCGGCCACACCUGCCGGCCGAGAUUGUCACGGUGCAGGACAAUGCGCGCAUCACCGGCUACGGGCCGGUCAAGAGGGGCGAGACGUGGAGGGUCAGCCGGCUGAAUGAGCGGUUACGCUUCUUGCGCUAUGAGCCGGGCAUGUAUUUCCGCGAGCACUGUGAUGGCUGCUACGUCACGCCGGACGGGAGGGAGAUAUCGUGGCUGACGGUGCAUGUCUAUCUUAACGGGGGGGAGGAGGGCAGCGAGGACGCUGCCUCCUCGCCUUGUCCAGCCGAGGCUGUGCAGGUCGAUGGGGGGGAGGUGGAUCGAGAUCCAGCUACGGCUACGGAUGCGCAGAAGCUGCGGUUAAAAGGAGGAGCGACACGCUUCUUCUCUCCCCGUCUCUCCGCGCGCGAUAAGACGUGCUUCGAUGUUAAUCCGCGGAUGGGCGCGUGUCUGGUCUUUCAGCAUAAGGGGCUCGUGCACAGUGGAGAGGAGGUGGAGCAAGGCGUGAAAUAUACCGUCAGGUCUGAUGUCAUGUAUGAGAAGGUUUGA
Molecule: messenger RNA, 948 nt
Organism: Endocarpon pusillum Z07020
Lineage: Eukaryota; Fungi; Ascomycota; Eurotiomycetes; Verrucariales; Verrucariaceae
Exons: 1
Coding region: 1-948 (315 amino acids)
Biological process (GO): peptidyl-proline hydroxylation to 4-hydroxy-L-proline
Cellular component (GO): endoplasmic reticulum
Molecular function (GO): L-ascorbic acid binding; procollagen-proline 4-dioxygenase activity; iron ion binding
Source: RefSeq, a predicted model, not a curated record